Molecule: messenger RNA, 258 nt
Organism: Sporothrix brasiliensis 5110
Lineage: Eukaryota; Fungi; Ascomycota; Sordariomycetes; Ophiostomatales; Ophiostomataceae
Exons: 2
Coding region: 1-258 (85 amino acids)
Source: RefSeq, a predicted model, not a curated record
AUGGACAUCGAUUCGCCCAUGGAAGACGGUGCGCAGUCGCAGCAGGGGCAGCACGCGCCGUCAUCGCCCUCCAGACAGGGCUUUGCUGCGACUGAAGCGACCAACCAACAGGGCGCACAGUCGGCACAGGACCAGUCUUCGAACCAGUCGGGAGCCAACCAUCUCAGCUUCAGAAGUGCGCGAAGACGUCUUUUGGCUAUGGCCUCGCGGUCGUGGUCAUCACUGCAGGUCUUGGGUGUCGAGCCUGCAUCUGCAUGA